Messenger RNA from Acanthaster planci (crown-of-thorns starfish), 3882 nucleotides. RefSeq names its product transcription factor RFX4-like. Gene Ontology annotation, biological process: regulation of transcription by RNA polymerase II. Gene Ontology annotation, molecular function: DNA-binding transcription factor activity, RNA polymerase II-specific; RNA polymerase II cis-regulatory region sequence-specific DNA binding. The record is from RefSeq and is a predicted model, not a curated record. NCBI's taxonomy places the organism in Eukaryota, Metazoa, Echinodermata, Asteroidea, Valvatida, Acanthasteridae.
GCGUCGAAAGUUUGAAGAAACGGCGUUGUGGCGUUGUCGAGCAGUAGUGGAAAAAAACAUUGUAAAACUGUUCCUUUUGCACAUCUCAAAAUUAGACGGCUUUUGUCAGUAUAGGAUCGUUUUUCUUGUGCAGCGUGGUAAAUCAUGUAAACCGAGCUUUCACUGUACCAGAGGGGGAAGACAAAGUCAGUCGGUAGUUCUGCAAGCAUCUGACAAUUGCACGCAGUAAGGAGGUUAGGGAAGAAAUAUGGCCUGCCGAGAAAACUGAUGGGUGAUGCUGAAAUUUCCAUGGAUCCGGGACUACCAUCGAAUGUCACCAAUCCUACUACCAGCAAGCAAGUCUCACCAGCCAAAAAAGAUUCAGCCCCUCACCAGAAAGACUACAUAGUCGUUGACCUGGAAUCGCAAGAUACAACCCACAGGUUGCAAACGAUUCUCACUCUCCACUGGCUUUCUCAGCACUACGAGUCAGUUGAAGGGGUUUCCCUACCUCGUUGUUUGAUCUACAAACAUUACUCUGACUACUGCCAGAAACACCAGUUCCACCCCAUAAACGCAGCUAGCUUUGGAAAGGUUAUUCGACAGGUGUUUCCGGAACUGCGCACUCGCCGUCUGGGCACUCGCGGACAGUCAAAGUACCACUACCACGGCAUCCGUGUCAAGGAGUCCUCGCCGUACUUUGGAGUUUUCUUGGACUCCCAGCGCAUCACGACACCUGCGUUUUACAGAACCCCUGGUAUUCCCCUCCUGUCAUCCAAGGCCCAGUGGGAAUCCUCACUGCUUCAGUCACAAACUGACAACCUGCCGUCACCAAUGACUUCCAUGCUGACACUGCUGCCUGAAUUUCCGACGGCUGCGCAGACACAGCCCUGGGGAGAUUUGGAAUUUGAUCAGGUUGAUGGAGUGAUAGCCCAGUACAGGUGCCACUGCCAGCAGGUCAUUGAAUACGUCCUGCAAGGAAAACUGGAAGAGGUACCAGUGACCGUGCAUCAAUAUUGGCGGAGUCUCCCCGAUGAAACAAAACAGGUGCUCUCAUCAUCAAACAAACUGGCUGAUCUGAUUGGUCUGUGCGACAAUAUCCUGUACCAGACAUUGGUCAACAUCCUCAUCCCUGGCACAGUGCAGCAGCUACCCCCAAGCCUGCUCCAUGCUAUCCGCCAUUUCUCCUGUGGAUUCCAGAAAAUCAUUGAGGAAUCUCUUCCCACUCUGACGGAGUAUUUCCAUCUCAAGCAAGUCCAAACUGUGAAGCGAUUUUGUCAGCUUCUGAAGAGAAAGACUUCACUGUCUCACUUAGCCCAGGCCACUCGAGCUGUUCUGAAGACAAGAGUGACCGUCACCCAAAUGAGUCACGACUGGCGAAAACGGACCGAGCAGAACACCGUUUGCGCCCAGCUCAUGUGGACCGCCCCAGGCAGCUCAGCAGCCAUAAAAGCAGCGGUCAAGAAAUGCUUUGCAGAAUUUUCUCGGCUUCUGGAGAAGCAUGCAAGUGUCGAGGAACACAUCAAAUGGCUGGACACCGUCCGCAGAAAGUGCCUGAAAAGUACAGGGGAAGGAGACCUCGAUAAGACAGAGGAGGCUGAACGAGACUUCCUGUUGCAGUGGUCCUACGUCUGCAAUCUCCUCAUCAGGGAUCAGACACUGAGAAGUGCAACAAGUUUUGGAUCAUUCCAUCUGUUGCAUCUUCUCUAUGAGGAGUACCUCUUGUACGUGGUGGAUGUGCAGCAGAACCAGAAACAGGAGAGAGCCCUGUGGAAGAGGUUGUUUGAUAAUGACACAGACGUUCCCAGCUACUUCCUGACGUCAGCCGAUACCAGCGACUUGGAUUCUGCCAAAUGCCUCCCUGACGUCAAGGCUAAACACCUUCACCGGUUGCCUCCACACAUCAACACCAGCUUCUCCAACCGAGUUCCAAGUAGCCUGAUGUUGGGGGUGAGUGCUAAUGUAGGCCAGGACCCACUCCAUCCCUGCGCCACAUCCACGGGGAAGGUAUUUGCCAAGCCAUCGGUCGCAACAGCAGCAGGAAGCCCACGUCUGUCAGCUACUCUCAGCAGCUCGACAGGUGAGGCCAGCAGUAAUGCCGCCUACUCCUUGCCUGCUUCAUCCACCUCUGUCCCUGUCUCUGGCACACCCUCCAAAACCCCCCAGGGGAACUUGGGUAGAAGUAUAACCUCCACAAUCACACCCACCCAAAGGCUGACCAGCUCGCCACAGAUACCGGCUCGAGUCAAGGAAGAGACAGCAGCAUCCGGCACUUUGUUUGGCGGGAGCCCUAGUCUCCUGACCAUACCACUGGGUGGAUCCGUCGCAAUUCUCCAAACGUCACCCUCAAGAGGGGGCUCUACUGGCGCGGUCACAGUCCUGCCGAGUGGCUUCGGGGUGUCCCCAUCCCCAGUUGCUCUGGCUGUGCCGCAUGCUGUUAGCCAGCAGCAAUUCACAGCCGUUAAUUCCACCCUGGUCCCCGCACAGGCAGGCAGCCACAGCAGAGAGCCGCCACCUCUUCAACCGAUCACCCCAAGCCACCAGAGCUCACCCGGAAGCCUGAAUCCAAUAAGUCUGCCAAAAGAAAUCCGGCAAUCCCAGCAGAAUGUGGUGGCUUCCAAGAUUGUCAAGGCAAUCCCAGUGUCAAGUGAGUCAAAACAGAAGCCAGUUUCAUUCCAGUUCUCCAUAACCACGAGUCAGAAACUAAAUCUAGCCAAAGGACAGAUUUUAACAGCCACAAAUGGUGACCGGUACCUGAUCAACGAAGUGCAGAGUACUGUGCCAGCCGACACUUCACAGAAAACACAUUAGUGAUCGAAGGCAAGUAAUGCAGUUCAUGCCAAGGUUACAGUAGCUGUUUGCUCUGCAGCUCACGCUAUUACAAAAAUUAAGGGAAAAGCGUGAACUUCAGAAUGGAAGAUCGAGUAUUGCUCUCAAGUACAUGUGAGAGUGGCCUUGCUAACCCAUUCCUACGUAAAAACUGUUCUAUUUCACAGGUUUUUUUAACUUCUUGUUACUUUGUAUUUUUACUUCAUGUUUAUUGUUAACAUGUUGCUUCAAGUUUUGAUCACAGUUUGCACUGUGCUCUGCAAACUGUAGUUGAAGAUGUUAAAGUUUGUUGCAUGAAAUGCAACUGGUUCUUUCUGAUUCGUAGAAAUACAGUCGAACCUUGUUGCGCACUGUUAAUACAAUAUUCUGCUUUUAAUAAGGACAGUUUUAGGUCACAGUCCUUUGUUUACUAAUUUGUUUUUCACUGUAUAUUAUUCCUGAUAAUGCAAGGUUCCUGUUGUAAAGGUUCCUGUUAAAGUUUGAAAGACCUUGUAUUAACAAGGUUCGGCUGUAGCUUACUACAUGUACAUGUAUAACAAAGAUAACUUUGGAACAACUUCGUAUUUCCAACAGUUAUGCAUUCUUACCGAAUGACUUGCCAGAGCCUGUAGGGUUAUUGGCACAAAACCUAUGUAAUAAGAGUUCAGUUAGAGACCUUGUUUUCUUCUAGUUCUUUUUUUUUUAAUGUUUCAUGAGUUACUACAUGCGUUCACCACACUAAAGACAAAUUCUAGUACAUAUAUACAUUACAAUGGCUUAGCGUACUACAGACAGCGUUCCUGAGCAUUUUUAAGCAGCAUCACUUUCCCCAUACAUGAUGUAUAAUACUUCCGAGUUGAAAUAUCUCUUAUUCAAAUCUGAAUGUCCUUAGUUAAUAAGCCAUUUGCUAGUUAAAUUUGAAUAAAAUCUGGUACACCGAGUUCUGCAAAUUCACGUGAACCUAACAACUUGAAUUCUCCAUACUAAAACCAAUGUAGACCUUGUGACUCGGGGCAAGAUUUUGCUUAGUUACAUAAGAGACGCCUUGCGACAAUACAUUGUUCUCAAUGGAUAAGAACGGCACAACGGAACCAG